AUGUCUCCUUUACUUUUUGUGUUAGGUAUUGAGUACCUAAGUAGAAUUCUUAUCAAGGUGGGGAAGAAAGUGGAGUUUUAUUUUCAUGAAAGAUGUGGUGAAUUGAAGCUUAAUCAUCUUAGCUUCGCGGAUGAUAUUCUAUUAUUCUGCAAGGGUGACUUCAAGAGUGUGUAUUUCCUAAUGCAAGGCCUUUUGCUUUUCUCUCUUACUUCAGGCUUGAAUGUUAAUAAGGAGAAAUCAGCCAUGUAUUGCUCGGGCAUGACAGAUAGAGAAAUCCAAAGAAUUUUGGAUAUGUCUGGUUUUACUAGGCAAAAUGAUCCAUUCAAAUACCUUGGAGUUCCCAUAUGUGCAAGAAAGAUCAAUGCAACCGAUUGCAGUUGUCUACCUCAGAAAAUGGCUGCAAGAAUCAAGGUAUGGGGAACCCGAAACUUGUCUUUUGAUGGUAGACUUGUUCUAGUAAACUCAGUCCUUAUUUCAAUUCAUAUUUACUGGAGCCAAAUGAUGAUACUUCCAAAGAAAGUAAUAAAAGAAAUAGAGGCCAUAUGUAGAAGUUUCUUGUGGACAGGGAAAGACAUGAUGACAGGGGCUGGAUGCAUAUCUUGGGAGAAGAUUUGCACUCCUAAGAGAGAAGGGGGGCUCGGCAUAAUGAAUAUUGCAUUUUGGAACAUAGCAGCCAUGGCUAAGCAUGUUUGGGUUGUAGCUAAUAAGAAAGACAAUCUAUGGGUCAAGUGGGUACAUUGUGUGUACAUCAAACAUCAUGAUUGGUGGGAGUAUAAUGCUCCCACAACCAGCAGCUGGUAUUGGAGGAAAAUGGUGGAAAUAAAGAACAAAAUCAAAUUUGUUUGGAGGAAUGAGGUCUGGAAUAGACUAAAUUCUCCUAAACAUAGCUUCUUGAUGUGGUUGGCUGUCCAAAACAGAUUGCUUAAAGAUGAUCAAAGAUUGGCUGAAUUGGAGAGUGCAUGCCGACUCCUUGCUUGGGUUGCUGAAGGGUAUCCGGAAGUCCAAGGUCUCCAAAUUCUGCAAAGGCGUUAA
Molecule: messenger RNA, 1032 nt
Organism: Cannabis sativa
Lineage: Eukaryota; Viridiplantae; Streptophyta; Magnoliopsida; Rosales; Cannabaceae
Exons: 3
Coding region: 1-1032 (343 amino acids)
Source: RefSeq, a predicted model, not a curated record